AUGGCUACUGAUCCUUCUGGAUUCCCUCCACUUCCGGGCUCCUCGAUUCUGGGUGCCAUACCUCUUUCUCUACCUCCUGUUACGUAUGCUAGCAACCUCUCUGCCUCUCCGUCCUAUUCUGAUGAGUUCCCGAUGUCCUUUGUUUCCCCUGCUAAAAAGCUUUCCUUCAAGACUGAUGAUCUCUCUGAAGGUAAAUCCUUCUGGAACUUGUCCUUGGUUGGAUACUCCAUUGGACAGCGCCCUUACUACGAACGACUACUGGCUGCUAUGAACAAAGCCUGGAAGCUCAAAGGCUCUUUCUCCCUACUUUCUCUGGCAGAUGAUUUUUUUCUCAUCAAAUUUACUUCUGCGGAAGAUUUCGACUUGGUUCGCACUGGUGGCCCAUGGUUUCUGCUUGGAAAACCUUUCAUCUUGCAACAAUGGUCUCCUAAGUUCAAGCCGAAGAGGGACGAGUCUGGCACUUUACCUCUUUGGAUUAAGGUUCUUGAUCUUCCCCUGGCUCUUUGGACACCGACAGGUAUUUCCAAAAUUGCUAGUUAUAUUGGAGUUCCUCUCUACGUCGAUUCGCUUACUGCUAAGAGAACGCGACUUACUUUUGCUAGAAUCUGUGUCCAAAUUGAUAGAAAUUCUGAGCUUCCUGAUGAAAUUCCCAUGGAUAUAGAUGGGGAAGAUUUUAACCUCAAAGUUGUUUAUGAUUGGAAGCCUACCAGGUGUGAGGGUUGUGGUUCUCUUAUUCACCCUUUUGCUCUUUGCCCUUCCAAUCCUACACCAAAACCUGCUAUUCCUCCUCGGCCCCCUUUCCGCGGCAGGAGUAAUAGCAGAAAACCUACAGGGAGGUCUAACUCUCAACUUACGGGGUCUGCUCCUGUCGUUCCUCCUUCUCUUCCUCCCUCUCUUCCCCCUCAAGAAGUUCCUCUAAUAUCCGAUUCCAUUCCUUCUGUUCCUCUGCCUUCCAAUAAUAUUCCCGACAAUAAUGUUUUAUCUGUUGUUGUUAACGCCACGACCCUGCCUAAUCUCAACUUACCCAAUGAAGAAUCUUCCUCUUCCGAUCAGCAGCUAGUUGGGAACAUCUCUUCUAGUCCUGGCAUUCCUAAAUCCCUCAUUCCACCUCAAGUUUUAAUAGCUAACAGCUUCGCUUCUUUGCUUGCUGGAGAUCAGGUUUUAGAGGAGGAUGAUAAUAUUGAGGAGGAGGGUUCCCUCUCCUCUCUUCCUUCUAAUCCGCCUCCUCCCUCUACUAGCCCCAAAGCUUCUCCUUCCUCAACAAAAGCCACCACUUCCAAAAAUCCUUCCCCUGCCAAAAAACCAAAAGGCAAAACGGCCAAAAAGGCCAAAUCCAACAGAUAA
Messenger RNA from Dendrobium catenatum, 1344 nucleotides. RefSeq lists its product as uncharacterized. The record is from RefSeq and is a predicted model, not a curated record. The transcript has a single exon. NCBI's taxonomy places the organism in Eukaryota, Viridiplantae, Streptophyta, Magnoliopsida, Asparagales, Orchidaceae. Bases 1 to 1344 code for a protein of 447 amino acids.